AACCUGGUAUCGAAUGGGUUGAAAGACACAUGAAAGUAAAAUGUGUCUGAAGUUGUCAUUUUUCAUCUUAUCUGGAAACAUGCGCCAUUUCUGCCUAAGACCUAAAUUUGGGCCUCUGUGUUUAGCAUUUAACAUAAUCCAACAGUCAGUCAUGGACACCUUUCAUCACUGACUGAUCAGGGUGCUGUGCAAAAAGCUUAGUGGAAGCAUGCCGGGUGACUGCAGCCUUGAGAGGAUUAUGAAACGCACUCCAUUCAGGGGAGUGAACCACAAGGUUUGGAAUCAAUGCUUUAUGAGCCACCACUCACAUACAUAUCCAGGACAUGUGUUACAGCUGUAUCACUCCCCAUGUGAAUCCAAUGGCUGACCCAGAGACAUCAAAAGUGUUUUACCUGGUGGUGGUUUAAAUAAAAGUAUAUUUUUGGAUUUGAAGUGGGAAAUCAAGUUCCCUUGAGUGAGAGAUAAGCUAGCUAGAGAUUCAGUAUGAAGUUGCUAGAUUAGUCAUCACUUUGUAAGAUGAUCUAGCAACUGCCCGCAUUACCAAAACGGUCAAUACCUGCUUCAGAGACCAUGGGGAACACACGGCGUAAGAUUGGCCAAAGACCCAACUUUACCGAAACACUGUGAUCUUGUGAAGACAAAUGGGUGACCAUACUGUUUUUUUUUUUUACUUUAAAAAAGGUUUUAUCACCACUAGCAACCUUUACUUGAGAGUGGUCAGACAGGAAGGUAGAUUUUAAGGGAGGGGGGAGACAUGCAGCAAAGGUCACUGGGCUGGGACUCGAAGUCAUCAAGGACUGGGGCCUCCACAAAUGGGUCACGCUUUACCCUUGCACCAUCACAGCACCCAACAUGACCAUACUUUUAAGAAGCAUCUAUUUCUGAAAAACUGUAUGGGUGUGUAUUUAUUUAUUUAGGGUAAGCUACAAUCAUAAAAAUGAACAGACAGACACAUGCAAUAAGUAACUCUGUAAGUAAUUAAUCAAUGUAAGAGGUGUUUACCUCUUUUUAUUAAAUUGCUGAAAAAGGUUAGCAUACUCAGGUAUUCAUACAAAAAUGCCAAAACCAACAAAAUAAACCUAUAUCAACAUCACGUCUUAGGAAAAUAUAUUAAAAAGACUGAUGCUAUAGCAUAAUUGCUUUUUUAAAAUUCUAAAAUUAUGUAUAAAAAGAGUACAUUUACACCACAAAAUGUUUUUUGCAGUUUAUUUCAAAGAUAAACACUGCGAACCUGUCAGAUUUACUCAACUUAGCCUCUGCACGUCAAGUCCAGAGGGGUGUGUUUGGUAACUGUGCCAUAAAUUUCUGAUUGACAGCUCAAAUUCAAAACAUUAACAGAGGCCACGCCCCUCUUGUGGCUCCUCUGAAUGAACCGACCAAUCGCGUGUAUUCUGGCGCGGGGUUUCGUCCGACAGCCCCGCCCACCUCUCUAGCUAACCGAACGGAGAUUGUUUUCCUCUCGGGGAGAUUUUUCACUUUGCUGCUCACUGCCCGAAUUGUUUAUUUUAAAGUCACACGCCGCCGACAAGUUGCUUUUCACACUCUUGUGUUUUUAAACCAGAGGUGCGGUGGUGGGUCAAAAUAUAACGGAUCGUCAUAUAAUCGCCUGCAAACUUCUGAGCGCUGUUUGGGAGAGUGGUCUCGCAGCUCUCACAAGCAUGAGUUCAUAAUGAAGCGCCGUCUGGAGGAUCAGGACACGGUUUUUGCGUCGCAGCAGCGGAGGCUCGCUGGCAACCCGGAGCCUUUCCAGCAUCGCAUCCUGGCCCCCGCCCCUGCUGCUCCAGCCGUGUAUGAAGCCGUGACCGACAACAUGCAGCCCACAGCUGGCGUCCAGUACUCCGUCCCCCAGGGAUACCAGGUCCCUACCGUGGCCCAGAACAGCGGCAGUCACAGUCACGUCCCGAGUCCGGCGGUCCACACUGGGCCCCACCAUCACAGCCCCGCCGUUCAGUCCCACGUGCCCUCUGUGAUGUCGGGGCACGGGCACACAGCGGCCCCUCCAUCCUCAGCACAAGGUCACCAGCAAUUCCAGAGGCUUAAGGUGGAAGACGCUUUGUCAUAUUUGGAUCAAGUGAAGCUCCAGUUUGGGAACCAGCCUCAGGUCUACAAUGACUUUUUAGAUAUAAUGAAAGAGUUCAAGUCGCAAAGCAUCGAUACUCCCGGGGUCAUCAGCAGGGUGUCGCAGCUGUUCAAAGGUCACCCCGACCUCAUCAUGGGGUUCAACACUUUCCUCCCCCCGGGCUACAAGAUAGAGGUCCAGACCAACGACCUGGUAAAUGUAACGACACCAGGUCAGAUCCACCACAUAACGCCGCACGGCAUCUCGGUCCAGAACAUCCCCAUAACGGGAGCAGCCACCCAGCAUCCGCCCCAGCUCCCAAUUGCUGCGACAACCACUGCCGCCGCAGCCGCUCCGCCUCUUCUGACGCAGCCAUCCCCCGCCAAGAUGAGCAAGCCGCCUCAGCCACAGGCGCUGACACCAACCAGCCAGACCAAUCCAUCCAUCCCCGCGUACACCUCCCCCCGCUCUCCACCCGUGCAACUCCACCCAGCCCUCGGUGGGACCCCCGCUGGCCCGCCUAUGCAGAACAACCAGCCCGUGGAGUUCAACCACGCCAUCAACUACGUCAACAAGAUCAAGAACCGCUUCCAGGGCCAGCCGGACAUCUAUAAAGCCUUUCUGGAGAUUCUCCACACAUACCAGAAGGAGCAGCGUAAUGCUAAAGAGGCUGGAGGUAACUAUACGCCAGCUCUGACAGAGCAGGAGGUCUAUGCUCAGGUGGCCAGGCUCUUCAAGAACCAGGAGGAUCUGCUAUCGGAGUUUGGACAGUUUCUCCCUGAUGCCAAUAGUUCGGCAAUGCUAAGUAAGACCAACGCAGAGAAGGCCGAGUCCGUAAAGAACGACCACGGUCUCACCACCAAAAAGGUGGUGCUCAACAACAAACAGAGGCCCAAUCAGAACGGCUGUCAGAUCCGACGCCACCCGACUCCGGGGCCCAUGCCGCCCGUCAAGAAAAAGCCCAAGUUACUGAAUCUGAAGGACUCUCCAGUGGCAGAUCCCAGCAAACACGGAGUCGGCACAGAGUCUCUGUUCUUUGAAAAGGUCCGCAAAGCCUUGCGGAGUGCCGAGGCUUACGACAGCUUCUUACGCUGCCUGAUCAUCUUUAACCAAGAGGUGAUCUCCAGGGCUGAACUGGUGCAGCUGGUGCUGCCCUUUUUGGGGAAAUUUCCAGAGCUGUUCAACUGGUUCAAAAACUUCCUGGGCUAUCGCGAAAUGUCCCACAUUGAGACGUACCCCAAGGAACGCGCCACCGAGGGCAUCGCUAUGGAGAUCGAUUACGCUUCYUGUAAGAGGCUGGGUUCCAGCUACAGAGCUUUGCCCAAAAGCUACCAGCAACCCAAGUGCACCGGCAGAACUCCGCUUUGUAAGGAGGUCCUGAACGACACCUGGGUCUCCUUUCCCUCGUGGUCCGAGGACUCCACGUUCGUCAGCUCCAAGAAAACUCAGUACGAGGAGCACAUCUACAGGUGUGAGGACGAACGCUUCGAGCUGGAUGUGGUCCUCGAGACCAACCUGGCCACCAUCAGAGUGCUGGAGACGGUGCAGCGGAAGCUGUCCCGCAUGUCCGCCGAGGAGCAGGCCAAGUUUCGGCUGGACAACACGCUGGGCGGCUCCUCGGAAGUCAUCCACCGCAAGGCCAUCCAGAGGAUAUACGGAGACAAAGCUCCCGACAUCCUAGACGGCCUGAAGAAGAACCCGGCCGUUUCUGUUCCCAUCGUGCUGAAAAGGUUAAAGACAAAGGAAGAGGAGUGGCGGGAAGCCCAGCGAGGCUUCAACAAGAUCUGGAGGGAGCAGAAUGAGAAGUAUUACCUCAAGUCUCUGGACCACCAAGGCAUCAACUUCAAACAGAACGACACCAAAGUGCUUCGAUCCAAGUCUUUGCUGAAUGAAAUCGAAAGCAUCUAUGAUGAGCGGCAGGAGCAGGUGUCAGAGGAGAACGCCACGGCCCCCGCAGGCCCCCACCUGACGCUGGCGUAUGAGGACAGCCAGAUCCUGGAGGACGCGGCGGCGCUCAUCAUCCACCACGUGAAGCGUCAGACCAGCAUUCAGAAGGAGGACAAGUACAAGAUCAAGCAGAUUAUCUACCACUUCAUCCCCGACAUGCUGUUCGCGCAGCGCGGCGAGCUGUCGGACCUGGAGGAGGAGGAGGAGGAGGAAGAGGACGGCGAGCCGGACGAGGCGGGCGCGUCCAAGAAGCACAACGGUGUCCCGGGCAGCGGGAGCCCCUCCAAGUCCAAGCUGCUGUUCGGCAACACGGCGGCGCAGAGGCUGCGCUCGUGUGAGGAUGACGCUUACAACCUCUUCUUCGUCAACAACAACUGGUACAUCUUCCUGCGGCUGCACCAGACGCUGUGCUCGCGGCUGCUGAGGCUGUACGAGCAGGCGGAGCGGCAGAUCGACGACGACGUCCGCGAGCGGGACUGGGAGAGGGAGGUGCUGGGGCUGAAGAAGGAGAAGAACGACAACCCCGCCGUCCAGCUGCGACUCAAAGAACCCAUGGACAUCGAAGUGGAGGAUUACUACUCGGCCUUCCUGGAGAUGGUCCGAAAUUUGCUUGACGGGAACAUGGAGGCGUCUCAGUACGAGGACUCCCUGAGAGAAAUGUUCACCAUCCACGCUUACAUCGCCUUCACCAUGGACAAGCUCAUCCAGAGCAUCGUCCGGCAGCUGCAGCACAUAGUGAGCGACGAGAUCUGCGUCCAGGUGACUGACCUGUACCUGGCCGAGAGCGGGAACGGCGCCACCGGGGGCGCCGCGUCCGCGCAGCCGUCGAGGAGCCCGGCCGAGGCGGCCUACCAGCGUAAAGCCGAGCAGCUCAUGUCUGAUGAGAACUGCUUCAAGGUGAUGUUUUUGAAAAGCAGAGGGCAAGUGCAGCUGACAGUGGAGCUGCUCGACACGGAGGAGGAGAACUCCGACGAGCCCCUGGAGACUGAGCGUUGGUCUGACUAUGUUGGACGUUACCUAAACCCGGACUCCACCACUCCGGAGCUGAGGGAGCACCUCGCCCAGAAGCCCGUGUUUCUACCCAGGAACCUGAGACGGAUCCGGAAGUACCAGAAGGGCAGGGAGCAGAUGGACAAGGAGGCCUGCGAAGGAGGGAAGAAAUCCAUGGAAAAKGAGAAGAUGGAGUGCAUGUUCAAACUAAACUCCUACAAAAUGGUCUACGUCUUUAAGUCUGAGGACUACAUGUAUCGACGCACCGCCCUGAUGAGGGCUCACCAGUCACACGAGAGGGUGAGCACGCGGCUGCACAAGCGCUUCCAGGCCUGGGUGGACGCCUGGGUCAAAGAGCAUGUCACCCGCGACAUGGGCGCCGACACCACCAAGUGGCUCAUGGGCGAAGGGCGUGACGGCCUGCUGCCCUGCUCCACCACGCGUCACCCGGAGGUCCUCCACUUCAUGAACAUCAACAAGUACCGCGUGAAAUACGGCACGCCGAGCAAGGCGCCGUAGCCGACGGCAACGGGGGUGGUAGGGGAGGAGACAUGGUGGACUCCUGGGGGGAGGUGUGGUCUGAGGCCACAAUGUAGAGGUAGGGAUUAAUAUUGUGAUUUUUCUUUUUUUUAUUAUUUUUAAAGGCCAACAUGGGAGCAACGCUGAUAUUCGCUCCCUCAUGUGUUACAUCCAGGGCGGCAGGAUGCCAGGUUUUUCUGUUUGUAUUGUUGUUUUACCAGCGUUUUUAGCUGGGCCCAGCUCUUUUUUUUUUUUUUUUUUCUUUUUUUUUCCCACAGGGCCUUUUGGUGCCAAAAUUUAGGAGUGCUCACGUUCCUGAGCUCCAACCAGCACUCAGAGCCACGGCACAAACGUUUUCUUCCUCGAGCUGGUUUCCGACAGGCGGGAGUGAAACGGCGAGUGGUGCUUUCUGGACUUUCCUCCGAACCGAGCUUCACUUCGGCUCGAUGCCAGCCGCCCCUCCAGUCAGAAGCUCCCAUCUUCCUACCUGAGGCGUUAUUUAUGGGAAAAACAAUGAGAUGAAGCAAAGUGCACUUAUCCAGAAGGAGGAAGGGAUUUGGAGGGUCUGAUUCCGACACGACAUUCCCGCAUUCACGACAGAAUCCAGAUCACGCGUCGUCACCGGGUGAAAAGCGGGAGGUUCGGGGGGGUUAGGGUUGGUCGGGGUUCACGUUUCUUUUUCCGAAACACACGGCAGCAUUAUUACAGACUGUGCCUGAGCCCUACGCGGUGCUGUCGGGUUACCGCAGGAAAGCACUGUUUCGUUUCAUGUAAUAAAAACAACAAAAAGUAAAAAACAAAAAAAAGAAAUCACAACACUGUUUGUUCCUCCAACUGUAAAAUUGUAUAGCUUGUGAAUGUCAGAUCCUGACAUGUAUUCCAGUGUAUGUGUUGUGUAUAUAUAUUAUAUAUAGUUCUAUUAACACACAAGAUCCUCGCCGCCCUGGAAGUCGACCUUUUAAAGACGCCCUCUGCCAAUACACCAGCUCACUCACUGAACUCACACACUCUCACUCGCUCGACUCAUUCUGGGAGGACUGUCCUCGUCCCGCUCGUGUUGUAAAUACUCUGUAAAUAGUCUCAGACUUUUUAUGACGGAUCCGUGUUGUUGUGCUAGUCUUUCCAAUCUUACUGUGGACUUUAGUGAUUAACGGCUAAAGUUAGGAUGUACAUGAAACGGACAAAUGCGAGCCCAUUUAUUACCAUUUUUACCAAAGGGAGUUGUUAAUGAAACACUUAUGAUUUUUUUUCUUUUCUUUUCUGCCCCCUUGCCUUUGUGUGUUUUAUUUUCCGUCUUUGCUUUUUAAUUUCUGUCGUAAGAACAUCUGGAGGGGAGAGGGAAGUUCAAAUGAAUCCAGGUUUUUCAGUUUUUGUUUUGUUUCUUGUUUGUUUCGUUCUCUUGACCGAGACAGCUGUUCGGUCAAAAAUCACUGCCUCCGUUUGACAACGCCGUCCAAGGUUACUGGUGAGCCGUAUCUCAAAGAGCGAACCCCUCGGCACGCUUCCUUCUCUCCGGGUCGUUUUCUGCAACCCGCACCGUAUUUUUGAUAAUGUAAGAAGUCACAUGAGCAUGUCUUUAGUCCCUUUAUUUAGACCUUAUUUAAAGUAAUAAUAAAAAAUGACAUUUGUAGCCUAUGAAAAA
Poecilia reticulata (guppy) is the source of this 7157-nucleotide messenger RNA. It is a transcript of the gene sin3aa, whose product is annotated as SIN3 transcription regulator family member Aa. Gene Ontology annotation, molecular function: transcription corepressor activity. NCBI's taxonomy places the organism in Eukaryota, Metazoa, Chordata, Actinopteri, Cyprinodontiformes, Poeciliidae. Gene Ontology annotation, cellular component: chromatin; Sin3-type complex. Gene Ontology annotation, biological process: negative regulation of transcription by RNA polymerase II. The record is from RefSeq and is a predicted model, not a curated record.